CCUACAUGUUCCAAACCAGGCUUACAAAGUCACAAGAAACGACCGUCCACUAAUGUGGUUGUGUCAUCCGUCAUGCACCAGGCAUUACGUUUCAGAGUCUUUAUUUUCUUUUUCCUUUUAUAUUGUCGUUUCCUAAAUGCUUCCAAAAACCCGUAUACGAAUCUCUUUUUAAAGCUCAUAAAUUACUGUAAUACGCUCCUAAUUACAAUUACUCAUAUACAUUCCGCUUCUGCUGACGAUAAUGACAGUAGUUAAUUCAACCUUAAUUACUAUUAUGCACAUUCAUUUCCCCUUUUCCCCUUCUCGGAAAAUUUCCCCUUCCCUCUCGCGUUUCCUGAAUUUUCCAAAAUAUCAAGAGCUCCGGUCUGUCUCAUGGCCGUCCGAGUCCAUAUCAUUUCUCUCUCUAUAACUUCCUUUUCAACAUCUAUAUCUUCUAAAUAGAGAAGUAUCCAUAUUUAUAUAGACGCAGAAAUACUUGUGCUUAUUCAUUUUUUCUAUCAGAACCCAGGUAGAGACGUAUGUUUCUUCCAAGAAUGAAUAUUUAUGGAGAAAAAAUGAGAGAGGAAAUACUUGGUAUGGAGAAAAUAGAGGAGCCAGGCAGCCCUAGUUGGGGAGCGUCGUUAUUCCAGACAACUGAAGAUGUUGCAAAAGCAGUUGCUGCAGCUGCAGCUUCUGUGCGGUCCCCACGCCCUUCGGUGGUAUAUUCCUCCAAAGAUGACAGUGGUAGCCCAAUGAAGAAACUUCAAAACCAAGUUUCUAAACUGAUUAAAGGCUUAUCAAGUCCUCCCAUAGCGAAAAGCGGGCUUUACAACCCAGAAACACUUACAAGCCAAAAACGCCAAUGGGCCAGCUUACAGUUGCAAUCUCUUGAUCACAGAGUAUGGAAAGAACCAUCCAGGCUUUUUGAGAGCAUGGUAGUGGUUGGGCUUCAUCCUAGUUGUGAUAUUCAGGCACUUCAAAGCCUUUACUUUUCAAGGAAAUCUGAAGGAUCCGGAAGAUUUAGAGGUUCUAUUGGUGGUCAGAACCAUUCACGGGUGGAACCCAACCUUGAACCUCAGGUCUUGUUCGUAUACCCGCCAGAAAAGCAACUUCCUCUGAAAUAUAAGGAUCUUCUUUCAUUCUGCUUCCCAGCUGGAGUAGAGGUUCAUGGGGUUGAAAAAACACCGUCAAUGAGCGAGUUAAAUGAAAUGCUUUUAGGACAGGAGCACCUCAAACAAAGCGACCAGUCAUUCGUGUUUAGGCUUCAGGUUGCGGACAAUUCAACCCUUUAUGGUUGCUGCGUAUUAGUUGAUGAAAUAGUACAAAAACCUUCUAGCUUGAUUUCUAUGAUGUCAGAAGUACAGCCUGUUCAGAUUGGCCUGAGUCGCCACAUUUUAACCACACGCCGUUGUUAUUGUAUUCUUUCCAGGCUCCCAUAUUUUGAACUCCAUUUUGGUGUACUGAAUAGCAUCUUCAUCGAGGAGAGGUUGGAGCGAUUAACAAAACAAAUUGGCGACCUUGAUAUAAAUUCCUCUGCAAUUUUCACUGAUAAAGACGUGUGUGGAGAAAAUUCUCCCUGCAUUUCAUCUGAAGAUAAGGAACACACUCAGCUGGAUGGAACUGCUACUGUUGACAAUUGUCGAUCAAGCAGAAGUGUGUCUGUUGCAGUGGUAACAGAAUCAGUUACAGCGGUAACAGAAUCAGUUACAACAGUAACAGAAUCUUGUCCUGUUGAUGAAACUAAGAGGGAAGCUUGCCCUCCUUCAAAUGAGGCUAGUAAUGGUGACAUAGAGAGACACUAUGAAACUAAGAAUAGUUUCUCCUCUUUGAAGGAAAUUAGCAGUGAUGGGGACACAGAGAAGGACCGUGAUCAUAAAGAAGAAAUAAAUGGAUCACAAAGAAUUGAUACUGAAGAUAACAGAAAUUUGGUUGAGAGGAAUAUGCCAAAUGCUAUCUUGCCUCUUUUGCGAUAUCAUCAAUACGAGAGCUCAGAUUCUUCAUAUAGUUUUCAGGGGUCUCCAAGUGAGGAUAGGCAUAUCAGGAGUGACAUUGAUGAAGCAGAUACAGAAGUAUCUUUUUCAGGACAAGAUGAAUCCAGUCAAAAUAGUGAUAUUCUGGAAUGGGCUAAGUUGCAGGACUGUCACCAUGGUUCUUUGCAAAUAAUAUGCGAAUACUACAAGCUUGACCUACCUGCACGUGGUUCGGCAAUUAAGUUCCAUCCUCUUGAACACUUGCAUCCUUUGGAAUACUAUAGGCCUGACGAAACAGUUUUACAUAUUGCCGGAUCAACAUUUGACUUAAAGUCAUGCAGUACUAGUUUGGAGCUUGCAGAGGCCCAUAAUGCCCUUAUGGUGGAAGAGGAGGCAACUGCUUUAUCAGUGUGGGCUAUUGCAUGUUUAUGUGGUUCCUUGCGACUGGAAUACGUCUUGACACUGUUUGCAGGAGCUCUUUUGGAAAAGCAAAUCGUUAUAGUUUGUUCGAACUUAGGUGUGUUAUCCGCUUGUGUUAUGUCCAUUAUUCCACUUAUACGUCCUUACCAGUGGGAGAGCUGGUUAAUGCCGGUUUUGCCAAAUGACAUGCUCGAUUUUUUGGAUGCACCUGUUCCCUAUAUCGUAGGUGUGAAGAACAAAGGCUCUGAAGUGCAGUCAAAGUUAACAAAUGCCAUUGUUGUUGAUGCUAACAAGAACCAGGUGAAGUCGCAUUCGAUACCACAACUACCCCAGCAUAAGGAAUUAUACUCACGCUUAAGUCCAUACCAUGCAAAGCUUGUGGGAGAGAGUUAUUUGGGAAAGAAGCGGCCGGUUUAUGACUGCACAGAGGUCCAGGUUGAUGCUGCAAAGGGUUUCCUAAGAGUGUUGAGGUCAUACCUGGAUUCGCUUUGCUCUAAUCUCAGAUGUCACACCAUCACUAAUGUUCAAUCAAAUAAUGACAAGGUAUCUUUGCUAUUGAAGGAAAGUUUCAUUGAAUCUUUCCCCUACCGAGAUCGACCUUUUAUGAAGCUUUUCGUGGACACACAGCUCUUCUCUGUACAUACCGAUUUCGUGCUUUCUUUCUUCCAGAAGGAUUAGAGUGAGUGAUCGAUGAAGGGUGGGUUUGGUUUUACAAACGCCACUACGACAUGUGUACUAUGGAGCACAAGCUCUAUAGGAAUCUGUAAUAUAUUAAUUUUAUAGUUUUGUUUUUGUUUUUUUGAACUUUAUUCCAUAGAUGACAUUCCUCUCCUGAAUAAAGAGCAUUUGUAUAGAGCUGCAAAGUAUUCCUCUCAUAUCUUGGAUGACGGAUUGUUAUUGCAGCAAGUGCUAUAUAAGCAAUCUCCCCAUCAAUUUAGACAUGUGUGACAACCAUCCUCUAGUGUUUCAAUCCAACAAGUCUGUUGCCUCUACGGAGCUUGCUGAGUUGCCGCGGCCAUCCUCUGACAAAGGCACAAAGCUAUCUGCCAAGUUACUGUAACCUCCAUCGAGAAUGCCACAUGAUAUGCGAGAAUGUCACUUGAAAUGGUAAUGACAAAAUACUAACAAUUUCAUAAAGAAACAUGACAUUCUCAAUAUGUGAGAAUGUCACUUGAUAUGUGAGAAUCCUACUUGAAAUGCAUAAUGACACAAUAUUGACAAUUACAUAUAGAAACAUGACAUUCUUAGUAUGACAUUUUCAAAUAUUGUAAUGACAUAAAAGUGACAUUUUUUCAAAUAACCAAUAAUUCUCAGAUUCUCUGAUUCAAAUUUCAAAAAGUGACAUUUUUUGAGUCAUUGGUCAGGGCAUUUUGAUAUAUCCGAUUACUUGUUCUUUGUAGAAAUCUAGCUUUUCAUUUGAAACUUUAAAAUUCAAAUUUAAAUUUUCAUUUAGAAUUUGAUUGAUAUAAGAUUAACAAAAAAACAAAAAGCAGAGAACCAGAACAGAGCUAGAAGAGGAGGAAAAGGAAAAGAGGGUUAUCUGGCUUCCCUGGAGGAAUUGAGUGGCUAGUAACCAGUCGGAAGAUCAUAGCUCAAUCCACAAAUAUUUUUGGGCCAGAGAAAUUGAGCAGCUAGUAACUGUCAUGUGAACUUGUCAUGAGGUCAAAGGGAAGAAUAUCGCAAUCGCAACUCCCAAAUCGGGAAGAUGCCGAUCGUAGAUCUAGUUUCAAUAUGCUUGUCUAAGGCGGUGAUUUUUGGUGAAUAGGGGGGGGGGGGCAAAAUCGUAAUCUGGAGUCCUAUUUAAGGAAUAAUAAAAUUAUACUCCUAUUUAUGAAUUUUGCCAAUGUUUUAGUUCCAUUUUGGGCAUUUCUUAUUAAUCUAAUGAAUGACAUUCUAAAUAUCCUUUUAAUAGUUGAUUCUCCAUAAUUUGACUUAACUAAUAAUUUGAGUGCAACACAAGUAACCUUAACACCUUUAAGGAUGUUUUCUUUUGGACUGUUUUCAGUCUCAGAUCAGACCAG
Molecule: messenger RNA, 4390 nt
Organism: Cuscuta epithymum
Lineage: Eukaryota; Viridiplantae; Streptophyta; Magnoliopsida; Solanales; Convolvulaceae
Source: the annotation of a GenBank genome assembly